AUGACUUCAGUUAACGUGGUUAUCACUGAAGUUCCGGUAUCUAAACCGAGUCUUCAGCCCUUGAGCUCUCUGGUGGACAGGACAACAUGUUGGGGGCAGCCAAUGAAAGUGCGCUGCAGUUGCAUGAAGGGGACUUCCGUUCAUUACGCCUGGUACCAACACGCACACCACAAGGACUUCCUGCUGUACCAAUCGUCAGACUUAUACCUGCACUGUGGCUCAGUGGAAAAAGACAGCGAUUAUUACUGUGUAGCCAGUAAUGAUGUAAGCAGUCAGAGGAGUGAUGUUCUCUCCGUGCAGGUUCUGAUGCCUGCAGACCCCAACUGCAUCUAUGUCGUUUAUACGCGGGGCCAACCCAUUUAUGACUGUGCCGACAGAAUGAGCACCACCACGUUCCAAACUCCACCUCUGACUUCCUGCCAAGCUAUUGGCAAAAUCCUCCCUGACACAAGAAACCAGUCUUCACCAAACAAUAAAACUGACCAAGAUCUGUUUUUUUUCAGGGCAUGGACAGGGGUGCCACUUUGGUAUUCAUUCGUGCGUUGGAGUUGUUUUGCAUUCUUACUGAUAUUUCUAGGUGUAGUGCUCAAAUGUUCAAAAGCAAGGCAAAAGCGUGUCAAGAGGAAGAGGAGGGUUUGUGUCAGGCGAAGGCACCAGUUGGCUCAUUGACCAGCAUUUUAUAGUGGCAGUUCUCUCAGCCAUAUCAGCCCUUGUGACAUUGGUUUGUGGUUUUAUUAUUUACCGAAGUUCGUUGAUAACACAUGAUGGUUUAUGACGAGCCAUGGGUCAUAAUGUAUGUCAACAUGUUUAUCAGAGUGUCUCACUGUAGCAUUUGGCUUUUAUUUUUUCCAUUGGUACGCCACCAUCAACACAAAUAAGUAUAUACAAGUAAUUUUCAUGUAUUUAUCCAUAUUUAAAGAGGUGAAAAAAGAUUAAUCUGUCACCACAUGUUAGCUCAAAUAAUACAAGGAUAAAAGUGUAUUUGUUAUACAAUAUAUUAAUGUGAAAUAGUUAUAAUAGGAUGAAGCAACUUUAAGUACUUCUAAUGUGCUGGCUUUAUUUUGAUACAUACUGUACAUU
This is a messenger RNA of Centropristis striata (black sea bass), 1080 nucleotides long. RefSeq lists its product as uncharacterized. The record is from RefSeq and is a predicted model, not a curated record. The transcript is spliced from 4 exons. The coding region runs from base 1 to 669 and encodes 222 amino acids. NCBI's taxonomy places the organism in Eukaryota, Metazoa, Chordata, Actinopteri, Perciformes, Serranidae.